UCAGUUCUUGCCGUCGCAGGCUAGCAGUCAGAUGGAAACGCGGGAAGACGUGACGAGACUCAUAGACGAAGACAACGACAAUGAGGUAUCGGAACGAGAAGCAAACGUCGUUGUCGCGCUCGAAGAAGAGAACCUGCUGCUCAAAGAGAAAAAGAGAAGGAAGAAACCGAGCGGUUUGACGGUCGUCAUUGCAGGUGGAGUGGUGUUUAUGAUUGGUGUUGGUAUCGGAUUAGUCGUUGAUAUCCUCGUUGGCCUGCCGGAGAGAGAUUAUCACGGAGCAGUGGCGGCUGAUUCUGAGAACUGCUCGCUGAUUGGUACUGACAUGAUAAAAAGGGGAGGCUCAGCUGUUGAUAGUGCCAUUGCUGUUCUUCUUUGCAUUGGUGUCAUCCAUGGACAGUCAUCAGGCCUUGGAGGAGGAGGCUUUAUGAUCGUACGUGAUGCCAAGGGUAACGCAGAGGCAUUUGAUUUUCGGACAACAGCACCGGCGGCAGCUUCUCCUGAUAUGUUUCGAGAUAAUCGUCAUCUCGCUCUUGCUGGAGGACUGGCAGUUGCAGUUCCCGGUGAAUUGAAAGUGAUGUCUGAGGCUCACAAGAAAUACGGCAAAUUACCAUGGAGAGAUCUAUUUCAGCCAUCAAUUAUUCUUGCUCGUGAUGGUUUUACAGUCAACAGAGCAUUGGCUCAUGCUAUUAAUAUCUCAUUUGACAAGUUUUUAAGUCCACGAAUGAAGGAAGUGUAUGGACGAAACGGAUUUCCCUUGCAGGAAGACGAUACAGUUUAUCGUAAACAGUUGGCUAAGACCUUGUUUACACUGGCCAACAACAGCAGCUCAUUCUACGAUGGUGAUAUUGCAAACAGCAUAAUUGAGGAGAUUUCUGAUGGGGGAGGUAUAAUGACCCUUGAUGAUCUUAAGAACUACACAGUGAACAUACAACCUCCGUUAGAAGGGAGAUUUCGUGGAUCUACAGUAUUGGGUGUUCCACCUCCAGGGUCAGGAGCUGUGCUCAUCUCGAUUCUCAAUAUAAUGGAUGGAUACAAUGACAUUACAAAUGAUGCAACAACGUAUCACAGAUUGGUGGAGUCUUUUAAGUUUGCGUACGCGCAACGAUCACAUCUCGGUGACCCGUUUGACCAAUCUGUUCGUGACGAAGUUGAGCAGUUGAUUAUCAACAUGACAAGUCCUGCUGUGGCUGACGAAUUGCGUUCUCUCAUUACUCCUAAUGAAACUCACGACCCUUCGUAUUACGGUCACGCGUUUGACCUCGAGGAAAUUCCUGGUACAACUCAUGUGUCAGUGUAUGGUCCAGAUGGUGAUGCUGUGGCUGUUACAAGUUCAGUCAACACGUACUUUGGUGCGAAACUGAUGACCAGAACUGGAAUCGUUCUCAACAAUGACAUGGACGAUUUUAGCAGUCCCAACAUCACAAACUACUUUGGAUUACCUCCAGCUAAAAACAACUUCAUCAUACCCGGGAAACGACCACAAUCAUCACAGUCACCAACCAUCAUUAUCAGCAAGAAGCCAAACAGUAAGAAGGAUUAUGUGAGAUUAAUAGUUGGAGCUGCAGGUGGAACGAUGAUUACAACCUCAACAGCUCAAGUGAUAUUAUACGCUCUUGGAAUGGGGGAAAGCGUGACUGCAGCCGUAGAACGACGAAGAAUUCACAAUCAACUCAUUCCCGACCGCACAUUAAUCGAAGACGGAUUCAGUGACAACAUCAAAUGUCAACUGAUUGAGAUGCAUCACAAUGUUGAACCAGCAAAUUCGACCAUCGCUGUCGUCCAAGCCGUCAUGGCAACAUAUCCAUCAGACGCUGCGUACAGGAGUGACGCUGACAUACAACUGUCAGCACAGUCCGACAGUCGAAAGGGAGGCAAUGCCUCCGUUGUGUAAACGACUCAUCAGAUUGAUGGAGACUUAUUUUAAUAUUGUCUUACUGUAUCUAACUGAAUUAUUAUUCAAUCAAAUCAAACGUUUUCAUUGUGUUAAUAA
Molecule: messenger RNA, 1990 nt
Organism: Corticium candelabrum
Lineage: Eukaryota; Metazoa; Porifera; Homoscleromorpha; Homosclerophorida; Plakinidae
Product: glutathione hydrolase 1 proenzyme-like
Exons: 17
Coding region: 32-1891 (619 amino acids)
Biological process (GO): glutathione catabolic process
Cellular component (GO): plasma membrane
Molecular function (GO): glutathione gamma-glutamate hydrolase
Source: RefSeq, a predicted model, not a curated record